GAUAGGUCAAUGUUAUCUUUUAUCAUUUCCAUAAUAUUUACAUAAAAUCAAAUUUUUGAUUGAUAAUUCAUUUACAUCUUGAAAUAUACAGAAGAAGAGUCGUUACUGGUGGUAUAGGAAGUUAUAUAAAAUUAUGGCGAAAAUUUUUCAUUACUCUAUUUCUUCUACCGUACUAGCAGUUUUAUUGACCACAUGCGUGUUAGUUUUCUCUCGAGCGGUCAGGUCAGAAGUUCAAAAAUGGAGUGAUAUAGGCAUGAAUGGUACCACCCCCAAAUUAGGUUUCAUUCCAAUGCCAGAAAACAACGAAAGUACUCUUAUAUGGGUACAAGGAACUAAUCGAACAAAUACCAAAAAAUGGUCCUCAAGAAUUCAAGCCUCUUUAGAAACUUAUUAUUAUGAAGAUAGAUAUGUGCCAAGAAAAAGUUGUUCUUACAUAAAUCCCCCCAAAUCAGGUGAAGUUUGUAGUUUCGAUGUUAGAGAGUGGGGGCCCUGCCAACCAGAUCGUUAUUUUAACUAUUACAAGAAUGCCCCAUGUAUAUUCCUAAAACUCAAUAAGAUACAAGGAUGGGUGCCAGAGUACUACAAUGAUACGAAUAAUCUUCCAGAAGACAUGCCACAACAACUGAAAGACCUCAUAAAAUACAACAUAACACGGCCUGAAGAGAGGAAUAAUAUUUGGAUUUCUUGUACUGGGGAAACAUCAGUCGAUAUUGAAUUUUUGGGACCUAUCAAAUAUUAUCCUUCUCAUCAAGGAUUUCCAGGAUACUAUUUCCCAUAUACGAACUCGAAAGACUACUUUAGUCCUUUGAUUGCCGUGCAUUUCAAAAGACCAGCUAUCGGAGUGGUGUUGAAUAUUGAAUGUAGAGCAUGGGCCAAAAACAUCAAAUAUAACAAAGAUGAUAAGAGUGGAUUUGUUCAUUUCGAGCUAUAUACAGUGUAAAACAAUUGGUGAACGUUUCAGACAUAGAUAUAAGUUAAAUAUAUGUAGUACCUAAUAUGAUGAUUAAUUUAACAUUUUAACUUUAUUUUUUCACAAUAACAUACAUAUACAGUUUUGAAUAACGUUAUUUUGUAAAAUUGGUUAAUUAUUUUUUUGAGUGAACCCUCAACAGAUCGUUCUAUUAUUUCGUCAGAAUGUCUGUAUUUUACAAAUUUUGGUAAUAUCUUCAAGUGCUAUAACAAUCAAAGUAAUCAACAAGACAAGAAUUCUUGACUUGAUAACAAUUUCUUGCUUUUAUAUGUAUGGACCUGCGGAAAGCCUAUUUUCAAGAGCAGCUUUAACAGAAACAAAGUUAAGAAAUCGGCUAGGUGUUGACUGCCUAAGAAGUCUUAUGGUCUGAUUUCGGUUUAAAAAAAAUUCAUAUCUAGUUUGCAAUUUUAGUUCCAACAGACCUAUCAUUAAAUAUUUUUAAUUUAUAUUUUUGUGAAUCGAUUCAGCAGAAAAUAUGUUCAAUUAAUUAAAAUGCAUAUGUUAUGUUGAAAUAUGUAAUUUUUUCAUAAUUAAAUACGUUUUAGCGUUUUCGUUAUAGUAAAGAUAUUCCAAAAUUUCUUAUUAUUGCUUGACAAGAGGAGUCUUGAUAUCGACUUGAAAUUUCUUUUCUUGUCUUGAAAUCUAAAAUUACUUCUUGUCUUGAAAUCUAGUCAAGAUCUUGAAAUUUUCAGGAACUUAGCAACCUCCGAAUUAUUUUGAUAUAGACUAGCAAAUAGCAAUAUAUUCAAGUGCUAUAACAUCAAAAGUAAGUUUACAAAGAUUGUCAUCUAGAGACAUAAUAAUUUGUGAUUGUCUAAUCUAGUCAACAGUUCCUACCAAUGUUAGAAAAUACAUUGUUUGUAAAUAAAUUGAAAAUCUUCUGUAUA
Messenger RNA from Harmonia axyridis, 1857 nucleotides. RefSeq names its product sodium/potassium-transporting ATPase subunit beta-2-like. The coding region runs from base 134 to 940 and encodes 268 amino acids. The record is from RefSeq and is a predicted model, not a curated record. Gene Ontology annotation, biological process: intracellular potassium ion homeostasis; intracellular sodium ion homeostasis; sodium ion export across plasma membrane. Lineage: Eukaryota; Metazoa; Arthropoda; Insecta; Coleoptera; Coccinellidae. Gene Ontology annotation, cellular component: sodium:potassium-exchanging ATPase complex. Gene Ontology annotation, molecular function: ATPase activator activity. The transcript has 4 exons.